AUGUCGGGUGACACCACUGAAGUCGUGGUCAUUGCGAACUUCCAGGAGCGGACCUUGCAGGGACAUGUGGCGUGGUUCCACGCCAAGGCAGAGGGCGAGCUGGCUUUGGGCAUUCACCCGUGGAUCCAGAUCCAAGAAGUGCUGGCCAACACAGUGAGGCUGGACUUCGAAGCGAAGGACCAGCAGCUGCGCGUGCACCUUCCCUCGACCGACAGCUUGAAGUUGGAGGUGCAGUUCGUGGUCCAUUUGCCGGCCAUGCGAGGGCUCCCCGUACUGAUGGUGCUUGAGCCAUGGGACGUAUCAUGUGGCACGAUGUGGACGACCAGCGGUUUCUGGUCACUGAGGAGGGGGAAGAACGGAGCAGAGAACGACACCGAAGGAUCUGAUGGUCGGGUGGUGGUUGGUCUUAUAUUUGCAGCUUUGAGAAAGCGCUUUGGCUUGGUGCUGGGCAGCUUACAGGCAGGUAACCUGAGUGAAGCAGACUGUGAAGAUGGCGGCGAUCACUUCCAAGACUUUGACGGAAAUGAUGAUGGCAAUGAUGAUGAGGACAUUGUGCCACCAAUAGCCCAGUCUGAAUCAACGGAUCAAUGCUUGGAGAUGCUGCGACGCGUCCAGGACAUGGAGAAGAGGAUCCAAGAUGAAGACAAUGAGGUGAAGCGUUCAGAUCCGCCACAGGAAGAUGCUGCCCCAGGGAGUAAAGACCUUCAAGCACUUUUUGAGAUCCCGGAGGAUGCAGUGCAGUCUGAUUCUUCCAAAUCCAUGCUUGGAAGGCUUGGCAGUUGCCGGACACUUUCGGAAUUCUUCGACAUUGUCUCUGGAGGUCAUGAGGCGGAUAGCAGGAGUUUCGGCUUCCCGCACGUCCAGGGUGGCUGCGUGGAUGAAUAUGAAUGCGGCCCUCCGGCUCCAACAAAGGUCUCGUUGGAGGUGGGUUCCAUCAUGUUGUACGCCACCAGUGGAAAGGAACCAAAUUUCACAUUGGGGUGUGCUUUGAGUGUGUUCCGCUUUGGGAAGCAGGGAUGUAGACUCACCAGCUUUCCUGUUCCCUUUGAAGCAGUGGCCAAAAUCCGCAUGGUGUUCAUCGCAAAGCUCACGGUCAAGGAAUGUUUGGCUGGCUUGGAUGGAAUGCGUGUGGCGUUGAGUGAUGAUGACAAGAUCGCCACGCAGGAAGCUCAGGGCAGCUCAGAAUUAAUGGACAUGAUCCUCAGCGGCGAGAAGAAACCAGGCAGAAAGAGAACGCAGCAGACCACCGAUGCCGAUGAGGUCGCUGCGCAAAGCAAGGCUUUCCAGUUCAUGCCUUCGUCGUUUGGUGCAAGCAAAGCUGGAGGUCGCAACAUUCAGCGUUGCAUGGAGGGUUUGCUGAAUCUGUACAGGUUAAGCUUUCCCCUGCAAAACAUCUUCGACGAGCAUGGCAAUGUGAAAAGCACAGGAGUGGCUUGGGAGGACACAGUGAAGAGAUCACCAGAGUUCUUCUCGAGCUACUUUGGUCAUGCGAAGAAGGGCGACAGGUCAGCGCUGAUCUUCAAGUACCUGGAGGACAUCAAGCGAGGGGAUGAAGGCUAUGGAUUUGCUUCCAGGUGCGACCGAAGGAAGCGGAAGAUGUGGGCCACAGAUGGCCACAGGGUCUUCACAUACGACCGCUGCUGCCGGGUACCAUUCACAGAGAUCAGCCAAAUGUUGCUCUCGCGCUGGCCGGCCCUGGCGCGCGCACAGGAACGCUGGCCGGCGCGGCUCAAGAGCACGCGCAGGGGCCGCUGGAGGUGGCGUGCCCUUGCCGAUUUGGCUGCGCAGCAGCUGGAACGCGCUGGGAGAAAGGUCAACGAUGGAGACUUCAUCUCCGCCGUGGCCGAGCUUUUGGUCUUCUACACCUGGCGCCUCCGCGCGAACCGCGCCGCAGCUUCGAGGGACUUCGACCGCUCCAGUCGAACAGUGGAGCUGCGAACCUGGAGACGGCUUCGGAGGGCCAUGGAGGCUCAAAGGGCGGGGCCUUUUGAGGCUUGCGCAUGUGCAGGGAAAGGCUAUGACAUGCUCAUGGCUAUGAGGGACAACAUCAAGAGGCUCUGGCUGCACCAUGCCAAUUUCUCCAAGUUUCUCACCACUCCAUCUGAGCCUGCGCACUAUCUUUCGAUCCUCCAAUCCUGUGCGAAUGAAGAGGUCUCCGCGCACGCACUGGUCUAUUUCCAGCAGACCUCCCUCCAGACGAACUGUGUCUCCGGGGACGUGGCGAGCAACAUCGCAGUGGCACAAGCAUGCAUUCUGCAGGGCCGCUGGGAUCGUGCAGCCGAUUUGCUCUUGUUGGCCUUUGCGUUGGUCGUCUUGGCACCUUGGAGGGAUUGUUUGAGCUUGAGUUUCUGGGACAUCACUGCUGAUGAUGUGGUCUACAACGCUGCACGCUUGGCCAGCAUGAGCAGCAAUAAUGCCAAGCAGCGGCCGCAUUUGGAUGCACCUGCCGCAGUGCAGCUCCUCGCCUGGCGUCGCCCAGAAGGCACGGCACUGCUGCCACGGCACCUGACACGGCGCGCCCAGUGUUUUGGGCCGGCACGGCUGAAGCAGGGGGUGUGUUUGAACGCUGGAAAGAUUCUUGUUCCUCAAUGGUUUGGAAGCGCUGUAAGGGCGGCCUUGUGUACGGAGUUUGGGGCUUUAGAUGGAGAAUCCUUGGUCCAAGAGAUCGACUGGAACCAAUGGAUCUCGCGGCGCACCUGGAGCUCGACCUCGGACGCGGAGCUGGUGCCGACGGUCUUUUUGGUGCCUGUGGGGACGCCCUACGCCAACGUGUGGCACGCACUCCACUGGUGGAUCCCUGCCCUGGCGCUCAAGGAGGAGAUGUCCUGGGGUCCAGAGCUCCAUCUCACCCUGGUCUUCGAUAGCCCCCGGCGCCUGGCACCAGCGAGCUGGACUGUGGACAGGCCUGAGGGGGAGGAUGUGCUCAAGUUCCUGGGCUUCCACCAGUCCAUCUUACAGGCCUUGACGCCUCAUCCUGUGACGUUUCUGGCUCAUUCACGGGACGAGACCUGCUUCCAGCGAGGCACCGUGGGCUUUCGUUCCUUUCGCUACGACAUGAAGGACCCACAGAUGGGCCAGCAGGAGGUGGCCCUCUUCCGGCGGGCGCUCGCACGGGCGGCCGAGGGAGGCCAUGGGGCUAAGCCACGCAGGGCAUCAACGCAGAGGCUGGUGCUGAUGAUUCGCAGGGCCAAGGGCCAGCCGCGGCACAUCAGCAACCUCGGGCAGCUGGAGGCCUCCUUGAGGAGAUCCAGGAGCCGCUGGGUGGUGGAGGGCCGAGCCUUGGAGAGCCUUUCGUUGCUGGAGCAGUUCUCCUUAGCCUCCCAGGCAGAUGUGCUGGUGGGUGCGCACGGUGCCGGCUUGGCGUGGAUGGUGGCGAUGCACCCAGGUUCUGCCGUCACGGAAUUGAUGCCGCCCACCUUGCCUGGCUACAUCGCUUGCAUUGAGACCUGGGACCAUCCACGGAAUCUCCGACACGGCAUCUAUGGGGGCCUGGCACACACUGUGGGACAGCAUCACAUUUGCCUCCGAGGCAACGCGACGGCCUUGGCGGAUCCUUUUGAAGUGGAUAACUUUCGAGAAAGGUCCUUUGAGAUUCCGCUCAAAGUGGUCCUCCGCCGUAUUCACGAGGUUUACCAAGCGUUCUUGGUCAAAACAUGCGCGGCGUGCACGCAAGGCGGCGCGAAGUGUUUUUCUUGCCUUUUUUGGAAGCAGCGGAGUGGCCAGAUAAAUGGGUUGUGGUGA
This is a messenger RNA of Durusdinium trenchii, 3741 nucleotides long. The record is from the annotation of a GenBank genome assembly. Lineage: Eukaryota; Dinophyceae; Suessiales; Symbiodiniaceae.